Magnolia sinica is the source of this 2273-nucleotide messenger RNA. Its product is annotated as sucrose nonfermenting 4-like protein. Bases 392 to 1873 code for a protein of 493 amino acids. Lineage: Eukaryota; Viridiplantae; Streptophyta; Magnoliopsida; Magnoliales; Magnoliaceae. The transcript is spliced from 13 exons. The record is from RefSeq and is a predicted model, not a curated record.
UUAUUUCCAUUUUCUAUUUCUACGUCUCUCUCUCUCCGAUCCACCAAUGCCCAACAUCCAGUAAGAUAUCACCGCCAUUUGUUUUUCUAAAACCAUUGCUCUCUUUUGCUAGGGUUAGGGUUUCUGCCACUAACCCGUCUUCCCCAGGACAUCCCAUACCAGGCCUUGAAGAAAGGCAAUCGUCGAUUGUUCUCGGCUUCGUGGACAGUUCAGAUCUGCUGGCUGCGAAUGUGUGAUCAUUAAGGGGUCCUCCGUGGAGGAUCCCUGUUCUAAGGAAAUCUAAAAUUGUUUUUGUUUUCUUUGGUAAUUCGAUGAUGCGCGUUGGAUUCUGAGAUGAUUGUCCGAAUCGGGCGGUCGUGAUCCUUGAGGAAGUGUGGGGGAUUCUUAGCAAAUGUUCGCUCCACGGACAGAGUCGGCCCCGCCGGAAAAUAGUGAAGGUGUGGGCACUGUAGUACUGGUUCCGACGCGGUUCGUCUGGCCUUAUGGUGGCAGGAGGGUGUUUCUCACCGGAUCAUUCACGAGGUGGACUGAACAUCUGCCAAUGUCACCAGUGGAGGGCUGCCCUACUGUAUUCCAGGCUAUAUGCAGCUUAACACCUGGGUUUCAUCAGUACAAAUUUUAUGUUGAUGGGGAAUGGCGGCAUGAUGAACGCCAACCUUAUGUGACUGGGAACUAUGGGAUGGUGAACACCAUCCUGCUAGCCGGUGAUCCCAUUCCUGCAAUCUUGAGUCCAGAGACACCUGGCUCCAGAUCACACAUGGAUGUCGACAAUUAUGCCUUUCAGCGUGUGGUGACAUUGUCAGAUGGUACCCUGCAGGAGGCAGUGCCAAGAAUCUCAGAGGCUGAUAUAGAGAUCUCUCGCCAUAGGAUAUCUGUUUUUUUAUCGUCACAUACAGCUUAUGAGUUGCUUCCUGAGUCAGGCAAGGUUAUUGCUUUGGAUGUUAAUUUACCUGUAAAACAAGCUUUCCAUAUCCUAUAUGAGCAGGGAAUUCCUGUGGCUCCUCUUUGGGACUCCUACAAGGGACAGUUUGUUGGAGUUCUGAGUGCAUUUGACUUCAUAUUAAUUUUGAGAGAGCUUGGGAAUCAUGGGUCAAAUCUGACAGAGGAAGAGCUGGAGACGCAUACAAUAUUAGCUUGGAAAGAGGGAAAGUCACAAUUCAAUAGACAAUUUGAUGAUCAUGCUAGACAAUUUCAAAGGCGUCUUAUACAUGCAGGUCCCUUUGAUUCUUUGAAAGAUGCAGCUUUAAAAUUUUUGCAAAAUGGGGUCUCUACAGUUCCAAUUAUCCAUUCUUCUUCACAGGAUGGGUCAUUUCCUCAACUGCUACAUCUUGCAUCUCUGUCAGGAAUACUCAAAUGUAUUUGCAGGCAUUUUAGACAUUGUUCUAGCUCUUUGCCAAUUCUACAGCAACCAAUUUCUGCAAUUCCUCUGGGUACAUGGGUUCCGAAGAUUGGAGAAUCAAAUGGACGACCAUUAGCAAUGUUGAGACCAAAUGCUUCUCUGAGUUCAGCCCUUUCGUUGUUAGUCCAAGCACAAGUUAGUUCAAUACCAAUAGUUGAUGACAACGAUUCAUUACUGGAUAUUUAUUCUAGAAGUGAUAUUACAGCUUUGGCAAAAGACAGAGUGUAUGCACAGGUCCACCUUGAUGAAAUGAGUAUUCAUCAGGCACUGCAACUUGGUCAGGAUGCUGCUUCUCCUUAUGGCUUUUUGAACGGGCAGAGAUGCCAGAUGUGCUUGCCUUCUGAUUCUCUGCAGAAAGUGAUGGAAAGGUUGGCAAAUCCAGGGGUGCGGCGCCUGGUCAUCGUGGAGGCUGGUAGCAAGCGUGUGGAGGGCAUCAUUUCAUUGGGCGACAUCUUCAGGUUCUUGCUCUGUUAGUCUGCCGAGCAUCAUCAGCUGAUCUCUUAGUGGGGUUAUUGGGCAGGCACCACACGCAUUCCUCAUCCUUGAUCGCAACUGACGCCUGCCUCCAUGCUUAUUGUGCUUAUGAUCCAUGGUCACUUUCCCCCCUUUGAUUGGAUGCACCUCUUAUGUUUUCAGGGCCUCAUCUUUUGGCAUUAAUGCUUCAAAAGAGGUCUGUAAAUGAGAGGGUUUGUAUUUCUUUGGUUUUCUUCUCUCCUUUUUUAUCCCUUUCAAUCAUUUUUAACUCAUUGUGCUGGUAAUGGUUGAAGAGCAUGGACAUGGACACCCCCAUAUUUCACAUUCUACCACUAACAGGAAAAAAAAAAAAAAAAACCGUCGUGAAAAGAAAGAAUGCUAUAAGCGGUUUGAUGCCGAC